UAUUGCAACCUAUCCAGCCACUGAAGAAAAUUCAAAAAUAAAUAUGAAUUAUCCCGUUGAAUAAAACGAAAAAUCAUGUAUUGCAAGACAACGGGACGUUACGCAUUAUUGACACAUGAAUUACUCAAAAGCAAUGUUGUAUUUAACGCACACCGACCUCUACAAAGGAUCCAGAAAAGAACGUUUUCUCUUCAAAAUACAAUAGAGUCAAUAGCAAAGACACAAACUGGAAUAUUCAAGUCUAUAUCGGAAAGUACACCGGUGGAAUACUGCCAGAAUGUCUUGGUAACUGUUCACGAUUAUUCCGGUUUACCAUGGUGGGCUACAAUCAUAUGCACUACAGUACUAGCAAGGGGUUUCGUAACAUUACCUUUAGCCAUAUACCAGAAUUAUAUAUUAGCGAAACUGGAGAAUCUGAAGCUAGAAAUGCCGGCUAUAGCCAACGAGCUGCGUAAAGAGACCUCAAUGGCCGUGAAAUUGUAUAAAUGGGACGAGAAACAAGCCAGAGCGGUGUUUAACAGAUCAAUACGCAAACAAUGGCAGAAGUUGAUUCUUCGGGACAAUUGCCAUCCCUUCAAAGCGAGCCUGUUGAUGCUGUUCCAAAUCCCUACUUGGGUUUGUCUAUCGGUGUCUUUGAGGAAUUUAGUCUACAUGUUACCAUUGCGUGAUAGUAACGCUGAAAUUAUAUACGCCGAAUUAACGUUAGGAGGCUUUGGGUUCAUCCCGAAUUUAACCGCUGUCGAUAGUUCGUGGAUUCUACCCGUUAGCGUAGGAGUCAUAAAUUUAUUAAUCAUCGAACUCCAAAGGUUAUCCAGACUGAACGAACCGAAUAAGUUGCAGAAAAUUCUAACGAACGUAUUUAGAGGUUUGAGUGUAGUUAUGAUACCUAUAGGGGCUUCUGUGCCUUCCUGCCUCGUGUUGUAUUGGACGACUUCGAGUGCAUUCGGUUUGGUGCAGAAUAUAUUAUUAAUGUCGCCGAGAGUGAAGAGGAUUUGCAAAAUACCCAAAACCCAAUCGGAAAUGGACAGACCGUACAAAUUCGUCGCUUCGAAACUCUUCGAUUCCCCACCCAGAUGAUAAUAAGCGUGUGUAAAGACAAGAAUUAUAAUAAAUU
Phyllotreta striolata is the source of this 1114-nucleotide messenger RNA. Lineage: Eukaryota; Metazoa; Arthropoda; Insecta; Coleoptera; Chrysomelidae. The record is from the annotation of a GenBank genome assembly.